AUGGCGGACGGGUGGGAUGCAGAGAAGGUGUUUAACUCGACAGUAUAUGGCUUCACGUAUGACGACCUCAUACUAAUGCCGGGGCACAUUGGGUUCGGCGUGGAUGCCGUCGAUCUGACUACGAGGUUAACAAGAGGCAUUACCCUGCGCCUUCCACUGGUCUCCUCCCCUAUGGACACGGUCACCGAGCACAGAAUGGCUAUUGGCGUGGCGCUUAUGGGGGGAAUCGGUAUCAUUCACAACAAUAUGGAAAUAGAGCAGCAAGUACAGCAAGUACGGAAGACCAAGCGCUUCGAGAAUGGAUUCAUAACCGAGCCAUUUGUCUUGAAGCCUACAGACACGGUUCGUGAUGUUGACUGCAUCAAGAAGAAAUACGGGUAUAGCUCUGUACCGAUCACGUCAACGGGAACCCUUGGAGGGAAACUGGUGGGAAUCGUCACGUCAAGAGACAUUGACUUUAUUACAGACAGGCACACCCCGCUAUCCGAAGUCAUGACAACUGAUCUUAUCGUGGGUCACGAGCCACUUGAUCUUGCCCAAGCCAAUGAGAUCAUGCGGAAGUCGAAGAAGGGAAAACUGCCCAUUGUGAAUGCGAACUUCGAGCUGGUCGCAUUGGUUUCUCGGAACGAUUUGAAGAAGAAUAGAGAGUACCCGUUAGCAUCCAAGGAUCCUAACAAGCAGCUGCUAGUGGGUGCGGCUCUCUCCACAAGACCAGGAGAACUUGAAAGGGCGAAGGCGUUGUUGCAAGUCGGAGCUGACGUUUUGGUCAUCGACAGCAGCCAAGGUGAUUCUGUAUUCCAAGUGGAUCUCGUGAAGCAGCUAAAGUCGGCGUACCCACACACGCAGAUCAUUGGAGGGAACGUGGUUACGGCACGACAAGCCAAGUCUCUCAUUGACGCCGGGGUUGACGCGCUGCGAGUUGGCAUGGGGAGCGGGUCAAUUUGCACUACUCAGGUUGUCUGCGCUGUGGGGAGGGCCCAGGCCACCGCUGUAUACCACGUUAGCAAGUACGCAAGGGAAGUGGCAAAUAUCCCUUGCGUUGCUGAUGGCGGAAUACAGAACUCAGGCCAUGUCGUGAAAGCACUAGCCGUAGGUGCCAGCACCGUAAUGGUUGGAUCUCUCUUAGCAGCCACGGAGGAAGCCCCAGGGGCAUACUACUUUCACAACGGAGCUCGAGUGAAGAGUUACCGUGGCAUGGGGAGCAUUGAAGCCAUGCGCGCGGCAUCAGGGAACGGGCAGCAGCCUCCGACUGAUGGCAGCGCCACCCCAACGUCCUCCACUUCUGGUGGUUCAGCGGCUCGCUACUUUGCAGAAGGUCAGAAGAUUCGCGUGGCGCAGGGUGUCACAGGUUGCUUGGUUGAUAAAGGCUCUAUUCGCAAUCUCAUACCGUAUCUCAUGCAAGGGGUGAAACACGGAUUUCAGGAUGCAGGAGUGCCCAGCAUUCAAGCGCUUCACGAGCAGCUGUACAGAGGCGAAGUCCGAUUUGACGUCCGGUCCGCCGCAGCACAGAAAGAAGGCAACGUCCACAGCAUCAUGGUCUUCGAUGGAGCCAGCAAAAGCUAA
Molecule: messenger RNA, 1563 nt
Organism: Eimeria acervulina
Lineage: Eukaryota; Apicomplexa; Conoidasida; Eucoccidiorida; Eimeriidae
Product: inosine-5'-monophosphate dehydrogenase, putative
Exons: 9
Coding region: 1-1563 (520 amino acids)
Biological process (GO): GTP biosynthetic process
Cellular component (GO): cytoplasm
Molecular function (GO): IMP dehydrogenase activity
Source: RefSeq, a predicted model, not a curated record